Capsella rubella is the source of this 1100-nucleotide messenger RNA. Its product is annotated as gibberellin 2-beta-dioxygenase 7. The coding region runs from base 1 to 1017 and encodes 338 amino acids. The transcript is spliced from 3 exons. The record is from RefSeq and is a predicted model, not a curated record. Lineage: Eukaryota; Viridiplantae; Streptophyta; Magnoliopsida; Brassicales; Brassicaceae.
AUGGCUUCUCAACCUCCCUUUCAGGAAAAUUUCUGCUCGAUUUUCGGAAGCUCUUUUCCGAAAUCUACUAGUGAUGAUCAUAGCAACACAAACACAUCAACUAUCGAAACCUCAGGAUUAAAGCUUCCUGUGAUCGAUCUCAGCUACCUAACUAGUGGCGAUGAGGUCAAACGCAAAAGAUGCGUGAAACAAAUGGUCUCAGCUGCCAAAGAGUGGGGGUUUUUUCAGAUUGUGAACCAUGGAAUCCCCAAGGAAGUCUUUGAUAUGAUGUUGGUCGAAGAGAAGAGACUCUUUGAUAGACCCUUUUCCGCCAAAGUCCGGGAAAGUUUCACGGGCUUAUCGAAAAUUAGUUACCGCUGGGGAAACCCUAACGCCUCUUCUCCCGCUCAGUACUCUUUCUCCGAAGCCUUUCACAUCACUCUUUCAGAUAUUUCAAAGUUUUCUGAUGAUCGCUACAACCUCAGAACAACCGUUGAAACGUAUGUGCAAGAGAUAGCUGGAGUGGCACAAAUGAUAUGCGAACUACUAGGGAAACACGUGAACGUGAAUCCAAAGUAUUUCGAAAACAUUUACGAGCUUAAAAACAGUUUUCUAAGACUCAAUAAGUACCAUCCUCGUGUUUUUGGUUCCGAAUUGUUUGGUUUGGUUCCUCAUACCGAUACGAGUUUCCUCACUAUACUCUUUCAAGAUCAAAUCGAAGGAUUAGAACUGAACAAAAAUGGACAAUGGGUCAGCGUAAAACCUUGCUCGGAGGCCCUUACUGUCAACAUUGGGGAUAUGUUUCAGGCAGUGAGUAAUGGAGUGUACCAGAGCGUGAGACAUAGAGUGAUUUCUCCGGUGAACAUGGAGAGGUUGUCGAUAGCUUUCUUCGUAUGUCCUUAUCUUGAAACCGAGAUCGAAGCAUCCGGGUAUCCAAACAAGUAUAGAAGAUUCAGUUUCAGAGAGUACAAGGAGCAGAGUGAACGUGAUGUUAAAGAAACUGGUGAUAAGGUAGGCUUGUCCAGGUUUCUCACUUGAUCCAUCUAUCUCUUUGACGUUUGACCUUUAUAGUGGUGAGGUUAAAACUAAUGUUGUCGUUUCUAUUGUUGCUGUUUCCUCAA